CAGCAGCCGCAUCUCGUCGCGCGCGGAAACCCUAGCUACUCCUACCCGCAGCUCCGACUCGGAUUCGCGGCCCGCCGGCGGAUGGUGUCGAUGAGCACCGCUCCCAACCCGCUCGAGGCCGCGGCCGCGGUGUCCGUCGGGGGCGGCGGCGGGGACGGGGGCGGAGGGGGAGGGAAGAAGCAGAAGCAGGAGCAGCUGGCGGCGCCGAUGGCCGUGCCGACCGCGUCGGCGGCGGCGGAGGCCACCAAGGUGAGGAAGCCAUACACCAUCACCAAGUCCAGGGAGAGCUGGACGGAGCCCGAGCACGACAAGUUCCUCGAGGCGCUGCAGCUGUUUGAUCGUGAUUGGAAAAAGAUAGAAGCAUUUGUUGGCUCAAAAACUGUGAUACAGAUAAGGAGUCAUGCGCAGAAGUACUUCUUAAAGGUUCAGAAGAAUGGUACAGGGGAGCAUUUGCCCCCACCCCGGCCGAAGCGUAAGGCGGCCCACCCAUAUCCACAGAAAGCCUCUAAAGCAUCGCAAGCUGCUGUGUCACAACAACUACCUCCUCCUCCUCCUCAUCAUCAUCAGGAUCAGGAUGCUGUUAUGUCUAUGGAUGCAUCUAUGGUUGUUCCAAACAACAAUGCAAAUGCUGUGGCACCUUCCUGGGACAAUGCUCUUGUUCAACCUUUGAGUGGAAGUCAUACGCAAGGUGCUGCUGCAACAAAUAACUGCUCUAGUAGCAUAGAGAGCCAAUCUGGGACCUGGCCAACUUCUGAAGCAGUUGAACAAGAAAAUGCGCCUCCUCCACUCCGUGCUAUGCCAGAUUUUGCACAAGUAUACAACUUCCUUGGAAGCGUAUUCGAUCCAGAUAAGAGUGGACAUUUGCAGAGGUUAAAGGCGAUGGAUCCAAUUGAUGUGGAAACGGUACUGCUGCUGAUGAGAAAUCUAUCGAUGAACUUGACUAGCCCAGACUUUGAGGCCCAUCGGAAUUUGCUCUCGUCGUAUGGUUGUGAUGAAGACGAUACCAAGUCCGGAAGCAUGGGAAGUCUUGGAUCUCAGAGUCACCAUCUGCCAUCCAUGGUAACAAGUGAGUGAGCAUCAGCCUGCUCGCCAUAGAAGCUUCAGUUGUUCGUUUCGCAAGACACCUGUGCUCUCCUUGUAAUGGACUCACAGACGGCUGGUCUGGGACUUCUAUGGAUGUUUGGUGUGUUGUUUCAGUGACAUUUGUAUAGCUUGCAGUGAUAUGCUCUAACCCUAGGCUAGUUUUGCUCAUCAAGUUGGUGUAGGUAGCCAGUUUUGUGUGCUCCAAGCAAUUCUUUUCCCUAGGGUGGGGCAUAAUAGCUCAAGAUGGUUUUUGUGUAUACAUCGAUAUGUGUGCGUUGAUGUAAAUAUGUAUUAUCGUGUAAUGCUUAAGAUACUGGUGAGUUGUUUCGGCAAUAAUAAGCUGGAUAAUCCAGCCGGGUGUACAAUUCACUGUAAUGUAAUGCACCUUAUGCAAUGCGAGUUCUGAAAUGUGGAUCUGCCUUAA
Molecule: messenger RNA, 1507 nt
Organism: Lolium perenne
Lineage: Eukaryota; Viridiplantae; Streptophyta; Magnoliopsida; Poales; Poaceae
Product: protein REVEILLE 8
Molecular function (GO): DNA binding
Source: RefSeq, a predicted model, not a curated record